Rotaria sordida is the source of this 213-nucleotide messenger RNA. The record is from the annotation of a GenBank genome assembly. NCBI's taxonomy places the organism in Eukaryota, Metazoa, Rotifera, Eurotatoria, Philodinida, Philodinidae.
AUGACCCGUAGUCACAUCCAUAUCCACCCACACCCUCAAGAAUUACGUGAUCCAUCACAAAAUUCAGUAAAUCUUCCACAAGAAUUUAAUUUAGCACCACCUGAUGCAUUACCACAACGUGCAAGAUUUAUAAAUAAUAAUAAUAAUAAUAAUAUUACACAACCAUUUAUAGUUAAUGAAGAAAAUAAUAAUCCAAUUCAACAAGAACAAUAA